Atta colombica is the source of this 704-nucleotide messenger RNA. Its product is annotated as short coiled-coil protein B. The transcript is spliced from 5 exons. The record is from RefSeq and is a predicted model, not a curated record. Gene Ontology annotation, cellular component: trans-Golgi network. Bases 187 to 609 code for a protein of 140 amino acids. NCBI's taxonomy places the organism in Eukaryota, Metazoa, Arthropoda, Insecta, Hymenoptera, Formicidae.
AGCUACUGGCCAUAUUGUCUCCGUUCAAUACGAGAGGCAGGAGCCACUAACCAAUAAAAAGAAGAAGAAUCAAUAGCUACAUAAAAAAGUUUAUAAUCCAAUCAGUGUGAAGAAACGUCUCACAGUUGCAAAGUAAACGUUCUGCUGAAACUAUUGUAUUACGUUCCUAAUUACUGUAAUUACGGAAUGUCAGUGAUAAUGACAGCCAAGCUUCAAGACGAUAUGAAUAGUAUACCUCUGGCAGAUGAUGAUCCGCAAGUAAUAAUACCAGAAGAGGAAAUCUUGGACAAUGCCUCACAUAUGUCUGAUCCAUUAGGCAGAAGACGCAGCAUGGAUUCUAUACCAUCAACAUUUACUAAUGGCAGUUGUAGUCCUAACAGUUUAGAUCCUGAUAUUAGCCCAGAUGAGCAAGAAGAGAAAGCUAGAUUGAUUGCACAGGUUCUUGAAUUACAAAAUACUUUAGAUGAUCUGUCACAGAGAGUGGACAGUGUAAAGGAAGAGAAUCUCAAGUUGAGAAGUGAGAAUCAGGUUCUAAGCCAAUACAUUGAGAAUUUAAUGUCGGCAUCAAGCGUAUUUCAAUCGACAAGUCCCAAUACCAAAAAGAAGUAAACCAUAUUAAUCAAAUAAUUAGACAAUUUAUGAAAAAUUAGCUACAGUGAUUUUGAAGUAAUUGCGAUUGUUUUGAGUAUUUUGAAAAAUUUCCG